UGUGAUUUCCUUCGCAGUAGUUUCUGUGGUGGUUAGAAGCAAGCUGGGUUCCAAAGAACUCUCUUGGUCUUAUUUAUCAUCACGUCCAGGCCGGACAUGGACUACUAGUCUCGGGGUUACUUCUUCUAAACCCGAUCCAGCUUCUUCAUCUCCAAGCGCUCGAACAUCCCCCUCAUACUUUGACGAAAGAACCAUGACGAGAGAUGAAAAACUUGAAGCAGGUCUUGCUAAGGCUAGGACUUUAAUAAGACAAUCCGCAAGGCAAGGCAACUUUACAUUAGCUCACGAAGAUCCCGAUUAUGUUCCACAAGGUGACAUUUACAGGAACGCACAGGUCUUUCAUCGGAGCUACCUCUUAAUGGAACGCCUGUUCAAGAUCUUUAUCUACAAGGAAGGAGAGUCGCCGAUAUUUCACAAUGGUCCUUGCAAGAGCAUUUACUCUAUGGAGGGAGUCUUCCUUAGCAUAAUGGAAACAGAUACCAAAUUCCAGACCUGGGAUCCCCGUGAAGCUCAUGUCUUUUUUCUUCCCCUUAGUGUCGUGAUGAUCAUAGAGCUCCUCUUUGAUCCAAUUAUUCGCGACAAAGCUGUGCUAGAGCGCAUUAUCGUUGAUUAUGUCCACCUCAUAUCGCACAAGUAUCCAUACUGGAAUAGAAGCCUUGGAGCCGAUCAUUUCAUGCUUUCCUGCCAUGACUGGGGGCCACGGGCAACAUGGUAUGUUCCACAGCUAUAUUUCACUUCCAUUCGGGUACUAUGCAAUGCGAACACCUCCGAGCACUUUAAUCCAAAGAAAGAUGCAUCAUUACCUGAAAUCAACCUGGUAACGGGGGAGAUUGCGAAUCUCACUGCUGCUGGUGGAUCGCCCCCGUCUAAUCGCAUAAUUCUAGCCUUCUUUGCAGGUGCAAUGCAUGGAAGAAUAAGACCAGCACUUUUCCAUCACUGGAAGGACAAAGACAAAGACGUACAAGUAUAUGAAAGACUCCCCGACGGACUCUCAUACCAUGAGAUGAUGAAGAAAAGCAAGUACUGUAUCUGUCCCAGUGGGCAUGAAGUUGCCAGCCCAAGAAUUGCUGAAGCAAUUUAUGCAGAAUGUGUUCCAGUGUUAAUAUCACAACAUUAUGUCCUCCCAUUUAGUGAUGUUCUUAACUGGGAAUCAUUCACGGUUCGGGUGUCAGUGGAUGAAAUACCAAACCUCAAGAAAAUCUUACUGGAGAUUCCUGAAGAUAUGUACGUACGUAUGCAGAAGAGAGUGAAGCAGGUCCAACGACAUUUUGUGGUAAACGAUCCUCCCAAGAGAUACGAUGUCUUCCAUAUGAUAAUUCAUUCGAUUUGGCUGAGGAGAUUGAAUUUUCAAAUCAAUAUGUGA
Juglans regia (Persian walnut) is the source of this 1363-nucleotide messenger RNA. Its product is annotated as probable glycosyltransferase At3g07620. The transcript has 4 exons. Bases 194 to 1363 code for a protein of 389 amino acids. Gene Ontology annotation, molecular function: glycosyltransferase activity. The record is from RefSeq and is a predicted model, not a curated record. Lineage: Eukaryota; Viridiplantae; Streptophyta; Magnoliopsida; Fagales; Juglandaceae.